This is a messenger RNA of Dermacentor andersoni, 4493 nucleotides long. RefSeq lists its product as uncharacterized. The record is from RefSeq and is a predicted model, not a curated record. Gene Ontology annotation, cellular component: plasma membrane. Gene Ontology annotation, biological process: Rho protein signal transduction; regulation of Rho protein signal transduction. Lineage: Eukaryota; Metazoa; Arthropoda; Arachnida; Ixodida; Ixodidae. Gene Ontology annotation, molecular function: actin binding.
GUGCGUGAGCGCGCAAGGCAGGCGCGCGUCGGUGUGAGCGCGUUUCUUUUUUUUUUUAUUUCUUGCUUUUGCUGCUUCUCGUUCUACGCGUACCUGCCUGCAUACCGAUGCUCCGGAGCGCGGCGUCGCCCGUCGCGAAAAUGCAGCAGCAGCCGAUGCCGCUGCGUAAUUGCUAAAAGUUUUUCUUGUGUCCGCCGGAGGCUCAGCGCAGCGACAACUUUGGUCGUCGAUUCGCCGUCCAACUGUUCCUGUGAGAAACGCGGCUUCGCUACGCCUCGCAUCGGCCCGACCUCGUCGAGCGAGAACGGAUUGCGCCUGUCCGACAUCGCAACGGGCUCUGCGUUCGGCGCGGGCCAGUUUCCGUGUGUGCGUGCUCUGCUGUGGGGUGUUUUUCUCCCUCGACUCCCUCUGACCGCGCCGCAGUUUGUCAUCGCUGACAUCACCUGGUCAAGAAGUUAAACGUUUUCACCGGCCAGCAAAAAGGAGUACCACGCCGAUCGGGCCCGUUCUUGUACGCCGAAACGUCGCUUUCGUCCACCGAUGCACCUGUCCGGCGGCGAGCCGACAUUGUGUGCUAUCAUCGCCCGAAGACUUCCCGGCCUAGGCUGGCUCUAGGCAAGCGACGCACCACAGAUGCCAAUUGAAUGGCAGCCAUGCCAGGGGUGAUGAAAGUGGACAGUUGGGAGGACAGGCAUUCUGUGAGCAGUGAUUACGACCCCUAUUUGGUACACAAGGACCGAGCAGACCUAGACAUGAGGAGCUCAAGGUCGGCUUACUCCAAUGGCUACAGCUCCGCAGACCAGCACAGUGACUUUGGAGCUGAGGAGGCACCUUCGUACCUCCUUGAACACCUGGCCACCUUCUCUGUUGGACAGCAGUAUGCGCUGGAGACCCCCAAGGAUGGGUUGCGGAAGUUGUUUCAAAUGGAGAAGUCCAAGGGCAUCUGGACGCAGAAGAUGAAGCUGAAGCUGGAUCGCAAGUGGGUUAUUAUCAUCGACUGCGAGAAUGGAGAUGUGGUGGAGCGCUUUCCCAUGAGCCUAAUCAGCGACCCGACAGCAUUCACGUCAGAUGACCCUCGAGAGCUGUACAAUAACAUCCUGGUCUUUGUGGUCCAGGAUGACCCGACCUCAUCCAGCCAGCAGGAGCAUGCUGAGAUGCACAUCUUCCAGUGUGUCCGCAUCUCAGCUAAGGAAGUCGUAGACGACAUCAAGGCAUUCAUGAUGGGAAAGAGCCGAGGAAGGCACAGCAGUCAUGACCGAGGCUCAGGCCUGCCCCCACCGCCAAAUGUGGCAGCCCCCGAGCCCCCCGUCAAUGGCGGAAUCAACGUGCGCGAACAAGUGAGCAUUUUCAAUGCCGCUGCCGUGUCACAGGGGUCUCCACCACCGCCUUCACACGGCCCCAUGCACCGCGGGGGACCGCCACCUCACGACAAGAUAGAGGCACAUCAUGCACGAGGGGGUGGCUACGCCCGUGAAUCGAAUGACGAGACCAGCUCGACAACAAGUGAGAAGUACGAGCGUGACGUGGCCAUCCUGAACCACUGCUUUGACGACAUCGAACGAUUCAUAGCGCGACUCCAACAUGCUGCCGCAGCCUACCGGGAACUGGAACGUCGCCGCAAGUCACGCAAGAACAAAAAGAAGGAUCUUGGAGAUGGAAUGUUGAGCAUGCGUGCCAAGCCACCACCAGAUCGAGAAUUUGUUGACAUCCUGCAGAAGUUCAAACUGUCCUUCAACCUUUUGGCCAAGCUCAAGAACCACAUCCAUGAGCCAAACUCUCCUGAACUGGUCCACUUCCUGUUCACUCCGCUAGCGGUGAUCGUGGAUGCAGCGCGAGAUUGUGGCCGUCCUGGCACGGGUGCCAGCCUGGCGGCACGUGUCGUUAGUCCCCUGCUCACACGUGAUGCACUUGAACUGCUGGCCAACUGCUGCACGUCCAAGGAGAGUGACCUCUGGCACAGCCUGGGUGAUGCGUGGGUGGUCCCACGGGACAUGUGGAAAGGCUAUGAGUCGGAGAGCUACCAGCCUGUCUUCUCGGAUGGAUGGGCGCCUGACUGCAGCGGAUCUGACGACCAAGCUCCACCACCCUCACAGCCGCCUCGUAUGCGCCGACGGUCACAGGAAGAGGUGGAACUGCGUGAUGUUCCUGAUUACCACGCCCAUCGCGGAAACGUCGUGUCGUCACAGCAUGACAUGGACAGUCGCUAUGGUGGCAGCGACUAUCUCAACGAACGCAUGCCAGGACCACUGCAGGCAUCGCCUUACGAUCGGGGCUUCUCACCACGGGACCAUAUGGAAAGGCCUGGCACCCAGACUCCGUCGGAGUCAGACCUGCAAGACCCACGGGACCAACGCUCGGAGCUCAGUGUGGACUCAAUGGAAGCCGGAGGAGGCGAUCCACAGCGGCAGUGGCGAGCGUGGGCUGAGGCCCUCCGUGACCAGGGAGCUAAAGUAGUGCAAGUGGUGUACCCCCGAACUGCCAACAACGACAAAGAGCUGACCGUCGUGCGAGGAGAGUUCCUCGAGAUCCUAGAUGACAGCCGCAAGUGGUGGAAGACGCGCAACAUCCGAGGCCAGGUUGGCCAUGUGCCGCACACCAUCGUCACGACAUACCAUGCCGACGACUCUGGCAGUGUUGGCUACGAGCACUCCUCAAGUCGCGAGAACUAUGACCGCUCUCCUUACCCACCUGGUGGAGCAUUCGCCGACAUGGGCCUUGAGGGUGACUCCUCACCACCUCAUGACCUUGGGGGUGACUCAAUGAGUUCAUCGGGACUGGGCAUGGGAAGUCCACGCGGAGGCGGACCUCGCCAGCCGCCUGCUCCGGCCGACUGGGUCCGCCGCGAGCGACAGGGGAAGAAAGAGACAUACGAAGAAAACGAUCCAUAUGGGUACGUGGAAAGGAACAUUCCUCCGGCACCUCCAAUACCACCACCUGAACCUCCGCUGCGUUCUUCGCGCACUCCGAGUCUUGUCGAUGAUGGUGUUUCUGACCACUGUCGACUAACGCCAACUCAGUCUGACCAGAGACAUGCAAGCAGCAGCGGACAGGACGUGGAGGUGAGAAGCCAACAUGACACCAUGCAGAUUCACACAAGCCAGUAUCACUCGACACCCAAGUUGACUCGACAUGAGUUCAGUAGGCAAGUGUCGGAUCAUCAGGAAUCGGCUCGCCGUUCCGGCCACUUUGACGACGAAGCAUUACCACCACCACCGAACCGACAUGAUACCAUCCUUCUGGUGUCGACUCGUCCUUCGGAUCAAUAUGACGCUGACUUCCACGCAAGAGGUUUCGAACCCCACUCAGCACGCAGUUCCAGUCAUUUUGAACCGUCGACGCCGACUCCACCACCGCCACCACUGGCAGGCAGCGCUGAUUACUACGCUUCAGGAAGUUCGGACCUGGCGCAAAGGCAGUACAACAACCCCAGCUCAGUGCACGGUUCAAGUCAACACGACGCUUCCGCAAUGCAGCUGCCACCACCUCCGCCACCUGUACAGCCAUCUUCAUCGGUGGUCUCAGAGGCACCACGACGCCAUGAUAGUGCUAGUUCUGCACAGCCUCCUGCUAAGGCAGCCUACCGUGAAGACACUUUCGACGAAGAACUUAAGCUCCGUGUGUCUCUAGGCCCCAAGGCGGGCAAGAAAUGGGGUAGGGCAACGGCAGUUGUUGCACGCGCCGCCUACAUCACGCCAGAAUCCACAGUCGAGGAGGUUCAGGCCUGGCUCACCACAAAAGACUUCAGUGACAGGGUAAAAGGUCUCUGCAAGGAACUAACAGGCGAACACAUGUUCGCACUCACCAAGGAGCGCCUGGAGGAAGUGCUGGCUGUCACCGAAGCAGCCCGCCUAAUCAGCCACCUCACUGUGCAGAAGAACCUCUGUGGGUACAAGCCCGGCGGCGAGGACCAGCUGAGCGAGAUCCUCCAGAUGCGGCGGAAUCGCGUGGACGCCGGUGUGCCAGCAUUCAAAGAUGUGCCCAGGAGCCCCACCACCACUGUGGUUGUCAUGCAGAAGCAGCACAGUACGACCAGUGAUGUGACAAUCCCAACCGUUGCCGGGGCCGAGACCGCUUCAACGACCACUACAAGUGCCACUCAGUGAUGGCUUAAGGGAAAGAAAAACGUAAGUCCACUUGGGAACAGUCGCAUCCUGAACCAUCCGUACUGCUCUGACCUGAAGGCGUCCUAUACACAUUCCAAGUGGCAACAUCGUUGACAUUGGCUGAAGUCUCAGACCAGACGACAAAAUAGUGGCCAUUACGUUUCCAGGAGCAUUGUUUCCAUGUGAAUAAUAUUACGAGAAGUGUUGGCUGGUGUAAAAACAUCCGACAUGAUGCCUCAAAGUAGCAAUGCUAGUCGUUCAGGUGUAGAUAAAGUUUAAGCAGCAUAUUGAGCACCUUACAAUAUGAGAAGUGAACAGACAUUGCAGCUUGCACAUAUUCUUUCGUCAAAAAAGAACACAUAAUGCAAAUAAAUAUUUUUGCAAGUUUUG